AAGAGUUCAUCCGCAGAGCACUCUUCGCCGGCCAGUCAGCGCCAAAAAGUGCGGAGCUCUAGGACCAGAUCCACGUACGGUCCUGCGCGAUUCAAGCCACGGUUUUAUAUGAUUUGACCAGUGGCUUUCUGUCGAGUCAACAUUCGCUGCUUCGCUGUGUUAACGUUAUUUUAUGAUUAAGUUAAAUAAAAAAAUAAACAUAAAUAAAUAAAAAAUCAUUGUCAAUCUUAAUCAACGUUGAGGAAUAACCGUGUUCACUUUCGAACACGAACGAGAGAUUUUCAAGAUAUAAGCAGAGAGGGAGAGAGAGAAAGAGAAAAAGAGAAAGAGAGAGAAAGAGAAAAAGAGAAAGAGAGAGAAAGGAGAGACGGUUGUUGUUCGGUGACAAAAAAAAAAGUGAAUACAUCCAUUAAAGGAAUCAACGAAGGAAAGGUGUCGCGAAAUAUUUUUGUGACUAUUUCGAUGAUCGUGCUAGAUCGUGGUGUGCAUCAUGCAGGAGUUUAAGUCAACGUUUCGACAGACGUUGGCUCAGUUGGACGGACUAAUUCGUUGAUCGAGAAUGCGGAAUUUGACAAUGUGACGAGGAAGAAGACGAAGAAGAAGAAGAAAAAAAUAAAUAAAACAGCCUCAAAAACGAUAAAAGCUAAGGAGAGAAAGAAAGAGAGAGAGAGAGAGAGAGAGAGAGAGAGAGAGAGAGAGAGAAAGAGAGUGAGAGAAAGAAGGAAUUUGGAUUGUAGAUUUUCGAUCUCAGACUUUCUACAGAUGCAAAGAAUCCUCGUAAGACAAUUGAUGAGCGGCCGUCGGUGUUGGUGCGAUCGUUUCCUUUCAAGCUGCUGCCGGUUUUAGGCCUAACGUGCGCGCGCGCGCGUGCGGUGUGAAGCGAGUCGGUGAAAACCGAUCACCGGCAGCGGCAGGAUGAUGUACUCGCCGGACAAGAUGAUGGGAAGCAAGGGACUCCACGGGGCACCGAUCACCGCCCCUGGUUGCUUCCCUUCGGGCAGGUAUUCUCCACCACCAUAUCGUGCCGCACCGGAUCCUAUGCCGCCGCCGCCGCGACGCUGUAUGCCCAAUCCCACGAGUCGUAUAUUGGAAGAUGCAUCCAUAAUGUGCAAUUCUUGGUCACCGAGGCAUAACGGUGACUUAUUCGGGGGCUUGAACAGCGGUCUGCAAGACGGCUUACUUUCAAGGGCGGAGGCUUUAGCUGCGGAUUUGGGAAAGCACAACGCGGGCACUCCAAUGCCUUUGAAACACGAUCCGGUUUCCGUCUACCAUCAUGGUGCUCACAUGCCAACCCCCCAUCCAAAUAACCGGCCGCAUCAUCAGGUACAAUCACACCUCUUUAUGAGUCACCCUGGAAUGGAAAGCCUGGACAUGUUGGAUCCAGCAAAUUCCAUGACAACCUUGACGCCAAUGUCUGAAGGAGCUGGUGGUGGUCCGGGUCAUCACGCAGGUAUACAUGGACCUUCGGUGUAUGGUGGAAUGAACGGGAUGAUGGGACAUCACCAUCAUCACGGUAACCUUGGGGGUGGAGGUGGAAGCGUACCGCAUCCUGCUCAUCAUCAUCCAGCAAUGGCGGCAGCAGCAGCAGCGGCAGCAGCAGCGGGUCUUCAUCCUGACGCUGAUACAGAUCCACGAGAGUUGGAGGCGUUCGCAGAACGUUUCAAGCAGAGACGUAUCAAAUUGGGCGUGACACAAGCCGAUGUAGGCAAGGCUUUAGCGAAUUUGAAGUUACCAGGUGUGGGUGCACUUUCUCAAUCGACAAUAUGUCGUUUCGAAUCGCUCACUCUCUCACAUAACAAUAUGAUAGCACUAAAACCGAUACUCCAAGCCUGGCUGGAAGAAGCCGAGGCUCAAGCAAAAAACAAAAGACGUGAUCCAGACGCACCAUCCGUUUUACCAGCCGGUGAAAAAAAACGUAAGAGGACUAGCAUCGCCGCGCCGGAAAAACGCUCGCUCGAAGCAUACUUCGCGGUACAGCCCAGACCAUCCGGUGAGAAAAUUGCCGCGAUCGCGGAGAAGCUCGAUCUUAAGAAGAAUGUCGUCAGGGUCUGGUUUUGUAAUCAACGACAAAAGCAGAAGAGGAUGAAGUUCGCGGCUCAGCAUUGACCCGAGGGUGGCUUGUGACAGCAGAACUGACCCUACCAGUUGCCCAGUCUCGAGCCGAAACCCGAACCCCUGACCGAAUUUCAGGGCUGGCCGUGAAGAUUCAAAAAAAAGUUUUUCUUCGUCAUCUAUUUUCUUUAUCCUGAUCUCCUUCUUCUUCUUCUUCUUCCUCUUCUUUUUUUCUCCGAUGUGUCUCGAAAAAACGGCCCGAGAUUUCUACGGCUUGAUACUGUGACCAUCUGGUGCAACAAACCAGCUGUCGUCAGUGACACUGUUGCAAGCUGAUAUCGAAAAGUGGCUACGAAAAGCCGCAUUAGACGGUCUCUCUCGACGCGUUGUGACAUUGAAUCUACCUUGUUUCGAUGUGUCGAUGAAAGGACGAUUUUGUUUGGCUCUUUUAAAAAGGGGGGAUUUUCUCCUGUCUUUGUUUUUCUUUUUCCUUUUUUUCUUUUUUUUUUCGUUUCUUUAU
Vespa crabro (European hornet) is the source of this 2572-nucleotide messenger RNA. RefSeq names its product inhibitory POU protein (gene acj6). NCBI's taxonomy places the organism in Eukaryota, Metazoa, Arthropoda, Insecta, Hymenoptera, Vespidae. Gene Ontology annotation, molecular function: RNA polymerase II cis-regulatory region sequence-specific DNA binding; DNA-binding transcription factor activity, RNA polymerase II-specific. The coding region runs from base 916 to 2106 and encodes 396 amino acids. The record is from RefSeq and is a predicted model, not a curated record. The transcript is spliced from 4 exons. Gene Ontology annotation, biological process: regulation of transcription by RNA polymerase II.